AAUGUCAUAUUUAGGCUAUCAUCAAAAAAACGAAAGUUGGUACUCUACUUGGUUAUUAUUCUCAAGGAAUUGCUUAGCUAAUGAUAGGUUUCAAAAGGAUUCAAUGGAAGACAAGGACAGGUUAGCGGAAACAGACCGACUCGAAAGGGGCCUGCUACUGGACUCCGAUCAGUUCAACGGCGACGAUGACGAGCUGCCGCCCCUCUACACGGCGUCGUUUUCCGAAUCCGAAGAGAAUUUCUUGAAAUACCAGACGGCGCGGUGGCUUCUCUACUCGCUGCUGCUAAUACUCGCGUGGGGCAUCGGCUUGUUCAUGCUCAUUUAUCUGCCUCUGCGCCGCUACAUUUUGCUCAACGAUAUCCGCUCUCGGAAGCUCUACCUCACCGCCGAUUCAAUUGUGUAUAAAGUAAGAAGACCGGUGUCGUUUCCAUGUUUCGGGGUUCUGAAGAAGGAGAAGCAUGUCUUACUGCUCUCAGUGGCUGAUGUUGUGAUAGAACAGGGAUAUCUGCAGUCCCUUUUCGGAGUAUACUCUAUUAGAAUAGAGAAUGUUGGGGUGAGAAGGCCUCCAAGUGAUGAUGUUCAAAUACAAGGAAUUACCGAUCCUCAUGCUUUCCGGGAGGCUGUUCUAUCACAACUGUCCAUCAUGAGAGGCGAGGCGUUCUCCAGAAAAAUUUCUGCUCCCGAUGAUACUCCAGCUCCAUGUAUGGGUCGUUCUCCAAUUGCUUCGGUGUCUCCUUCAAAAUUUAGGCAUGAUUCUUUAUCUAUACCUCGCCUCGGUGAGGUGGCGAUUUUGCAGAAAUUAGAGGAGGUUGGCAGUUCAGUGAAGAGAGUCCAAACCUUGAUCGAAGAGCAGAAGCUUCAAGAAUGGGAAAUUGCAGAAUGAAACUUGAGUUGAACCCCCCUCUAUACUGCCAGUAUAUGCAAAGAGUCUUUCAGUAGUUGAGUUGCUACUACAGUGUAUAUGUUCAGAAAGCUAACACCUGAGGAUGAUGAACCAGGCAUCGGCUGUAGUUGAGUUGCUACUACAGUGUAAACUGCAAUACUAAUAUGCUGUGUUCUUGUAUAUUUAAAUCAUAGUAAAUUAUAUCUAUAUGUACUAUUCAUACACCAUGUUCUAUAA
Molecule: messenger RNA, 1120 nt
Organism: Salvia splendens (bonfire salvia)
Lineage: Eukaryota; Viridiplantae; Streptophyta; Magnoliopsida; Lamiales; Lamiaceae
Exons: 6
Coding region: 2-883 (293 amino acids)
Source: RefSeq, a predicted model, not a curated record